Molecule: messenger RNA, 390 nt
Organism: Parastagonospora nodorum SN15
Lineage: Eukaryota; Fungi; Ascomycota; Dothideomycetes; Pleosporales; Phaeosphaeriaceae
Exons: 2
Coding region: 1-390 (129 amino acids)
Source: RefSeq, a predicted model, not a curated record
AUGAGCACCUUCCAUCCCUUUCCCCGCCUACCAACCGAACUCCGCCUUCAAAUAUGGGAAAUGACGGUCGAGCCGCGUACUGUGGAAAUCUGCAUACGCUUCACUGAUUUCCCAUCAACGCCUCUUGCUGAUGGGAAGCAAAAGCGGCCUCCGCGCCAGAUGUCCACUGUUCAGUCUCCGACGCCUGUGCCAGGCCCGCUUCAGGCGUGCCGCGAAGCACGAUAUCACGGAUUUCUGUCGCGCACGAUCCCACGUCUCAAGUUCGCAAAGCACUCGCGCAAAGGAGAUAGACAACCACGGACGGGUCAGGAAUUCGAGCAUUUGCCAUGUUUCGUUAAAUUGAAAGAUGUUUAUGUGGAUAUUGGGGAUCAUGAAUUUGAGUACUGGUAG